This is a messenger RNA of Schizophyllum commune H4-8, 1170 nucleotides long. RefSeq lists its product as uncharacterized. Bases 1 to 1170 code for a protein of 389 amino acids. The record is from RefSeq and is a predicted model, not a curated record. Lineage: Eukaryota; Fungi; Basidiomycota; Agaricomycetes; Agaricales; Schizophyllaceae. The transcript is spliced from 10 exons.
AUGCUCCUGCUGCGCACGCUGCUGGGGCUGCUGCUGCUAAGCCUGGCCAGCCCGGCCGCGGCCUUCUCGCAGCUUGUGAACGGACAGAGCUUCACGUUCGGCCUGUCGAUCAUAGACGCUCCUUUCCCUAACAGUCCCUACACAGUCGGCAGCCAACUCCCCAUCGCCAUUGAGGUUCGCGUCCCCUCCAUGAUCCUCUCAUCCUCAUCCGCACCGCACAAUCCCCGUAUCCUCACAUCAGACAUUGACCUUACCCCCACUCGCUUCGACCUCCUCGAGAUCUACAUGGUAUCCGCGGAAACAGGAAUGAACUAUACCGUGUCCAGCGGACCUGGCCUGCUGGAGAACGAGGACGGCAGCGUGCGCCACCUGAACUGGCCGAUCCCUACGUGCACGAAGGGCGGGAACUAUAAUCUCACGUUCUACGAGUCGUCGCACGUCAAUGACACAGCGUACUUCAUUAUCACGCCCAUCGGCGUGACUAUCAACGAGGGGGAUAAGCACUCGGACAGCGACGACGAGAAGUGCAAGGCCAUGACGAACGAUCUGCAGCCUCAGCCGCAGGACGAUGCGCCACUGCCACAGAUCCCCUUCCUGCCGGACGAUCCUAUGCCUAUCGAGACGAAGGUUCCCGACUCGACGAGAGCUCAGCCCACACCGACCAUCUACACCGUCACCGUCGUCGAGUCAGGCGCGACCAUCACCUUCCCGACCGUGACGGAGACUCCGAUGCCCGUCACGGUCGUCGUCGUGCAGGAAACUACGAUCACGACGACGCAGAAUGGCGAGCCGGUGACCUCGACGGUCACCGCGAUGUAUACCACAACCGGCAUGGCGGGCGACGGCGGAGACCUUGAGGGCUUCUUCCCGGUCAAUGGCGCGCUAGGUGAUGUACGAACAUGGACAGGCUGGAGCGGUUCGGUCGUGUUCGUCCAGGGCGACGCUUCACAAGCGCUCGGCGACCUUGACAACCUUGCUCUUCUUGAUCUCGCGCCUAACGAAGUGAUCCAGCAUGAGACGGUUAAGGAUGACAGUCGGACGGACGCACUCAGUGGCGGGCCAGGAGAGAAAAGUAGGAUAUUGCGGAACGAACGGGACGCACUGUGCUCGAUUCGCACAGAUGAUCUUCGCAAGCUUGCGAUGUGGCGUCCGGCUGCCGGCGGUCGUUGA